UUCAGGCGCACAAGUUUCAAGUGGUACCCCGGCGGUGGGUUUUGUGCGGUGAGCGAGCGGCAGCAACGCUCUGCCUCGAUUUUUCUGUCGUGAACGGGGGGCCUUCGACCCGACGAGCUUUUUCUCUCGGUGAAAAGUUAACUUACAAAAUUAUUCGAAGAUGAACGACCACGGAAUGAACAACAUAGAAAAUCAUUACAGUGAUGGAUACAUGGAGCCCGAGGAAGAAUGGGAGCGCGAAGGACUCCUCGACCCGGCUUGGGAGAAACAGCAGAAAAAGACCUUCACGGCAUGGUGCAACUCACACUUGCGCAAGGCCGGAACGGCCAUCGAGAACAUCGAGGAGGACUUCCGCAACGGCCUCAAGCUGAUGCUGCUGCUGGAGGUGAUAUCCGGCGAGACCCUCCCUAAGCCCGACCGAGGCAAGAUGCGUUUCCACAAGAUCGCCAACGUGAACAAGGCCCUCGACUUUAUCGCCAGCAAAGGUGUCAAGCUGGUUUCCAUCGGUGCUGAAGAAAUUGUGGAUGGCAACCUGAAGAUGACAUUGGGUAUGAUCUGGACCAUCAUUCUCCGAUUCGCCAUCCAGGACAUUUCUGUUGAAGAAAUGACUGCCAAGGAGGGUCUUCUUCUGUGGUGCCAGCGCAAAACUGCUCCCUACAGAAAUGUCAACGUGCAGAACUUCCACCUCAGCUUCAAGGAUGGCUUGGCUUUCUGUGCGCUCAUUCACCGUCACCGCCCAGACCUCAUCGACUACAGCAAAUUGUCCAAGGACAAUCCGCUGGAGAAUCUCAACACUGCCUUUGAUGUUGCUGAGAAGUACCUUGACAUCCCACGGAUGUUGGAUCCCGAAGAUAUGACCCAUACUGCGAUGCCUGAUGAACGUGCCAUUAUGACUUAUGUCUCAUCAUACUACCAUUGCUUCUCCGGUGCUCAGAAGGCGGAGACUGCUGCCAACAGGAUCUGCAAAGUACUCAAGGUGAAUCAAGAAAACGAACGUCUCAUGGAAGAAUAUGAGCGCCUGGCCAGCGAUCUGCUGGAGUGGAUCCGACGAACUAUGCCUUGGCUCCAGAGCCGUCAAUCAGACAACUCUCUGGCGGGUGUGCAACGCAAGCUUGAAGAGUACCGUACUUACCGUCGCAAGCACAAGCCCCCACGUGUUGAACAGAAAGCCAAGCUGGAGACAAACUUCAACACCCUGCAGACAAAGUUGCGUCUCUCCAAUCGACCAGCUUACAUGCCCACUGAAGGCAAAAUGGUGUCUGACAUUGCCAAUGCUUGGAAGGGUCUAGAAACCUCUGAAAAGGCAUUUGAGGAAUGGCUUCUCUCUGAGAUGAUGAGGCUAGAGCGUUUGGAGCAUUUGGCUCAGAAGUUCAAGCACAAAGCUGACAUCCAUGAGGAAUGGACUCGAGGUAAGGAGGAAAUGCUCCAGAGUCAAGAUUUCCGUCAGUGCAAAUUAAAUGAGCUCAAGGCUCUCAAGAAGAAACAUGAAGCCUUUGAGAGUGAUCUUGCUGCCCACCAAGAUCGUGUGGAACAGAUUGCUGCCAUUGCUCAGGAGCUUAACACCCUGGAGUACCAUGAUUCAGUUUCUGUUAACACUCGCUGCCAGAGAAUUUGUGAUCAAUGGGACCGCCUUGGUGGACUCACUCAGCGUCGCCGUCAAGCUCUUGAUGAAGCUGAGCGUAUCCUAGAGAAGAUUGACAUUCUUCACCUCGAAUUCGCCAAGAGGGCAGCUCCUUUCAACAAUUGGCUUGAUGGUACACGGGAGGACCUUGUAGACAUGUUCAUUGUGCAUACUAUGGAAGAAAUUCAAGGACUGCUUGACGCUCAUAGCCAGUUCAAGGCUACCCUUGGAGAAGCUGAUAAAGAAUACAACUCCAUCGUUAACCUGGUUCGUGAAGUGGAGACAACAGUCCAGAAGUACCAGGUGCCUGGUGGUUUAGAAAAUCCCUACACCACUCUUACUGCUCAUGAUUUGACAAAGAAAUGGUCAGAGGUACGACAACUUGUACCUCAACGUGACGCCACUCUCCAGGCUGAGCUCCGUAAGCAACAGAAUAACGAAAUGUUGCGUCGCCAAUUUGCCGAAAAGGCAAACCAAGUCGGACCUUGGAUCGAAAGACAGAUGGAUGCAGUCACUGCUAUUGGUAUGGGCAUGCAGGGCUCUUUGGAAGAUCAGCUCCAUCGACUCAAGGAAUAUGAACAAGGCGUGUAUGCCUACAAGCCUCACAUUGAAGAGCUUGAAAAGAUUCACCAGGCUGUACAAGAGGGCAUGAUCUUUGAAAACCGGUACACUGCUUACACCAUGGAAACACUACGCGUUGGAUGGGAGCAACUCUUGACAUCCAUCAACCGCAACAUUAACGAGGUGGAGAACCAAAUUCUGACAAGAGAUUCAAAGGGCAUUACUCAGGAACAACUCACAGAGUUCCGCUCAAGCUUUAACCACUUUGACAAGAACCGCACUGGACGUCUGGCUCCCGAUGAAUUCAAAUCCUGCCUAGUUAGUCUUGGUUACAGCAUUGGCAAAGACCGACAGGGUGAAAUUGACUUCCAACGCAUCCUGGCUAUUGUCGAUCCCAACAACACUGGUUAUACUCACUUCGAUGCUUUCUUGGACUUCAUGACUCGCGAAUCAACUGACACUGACACAGCUGAACAAGUUAUUGACUCCUUCCGCAUUCUUGCAGGAGAUAAGCCCUACAUUUUGCCUGAUGAGCUCCGGCGUGAGUUGCCUCCAGACCAAGCUGAAUAUUGCAUCCAGCGUAUGCCUCCAUUCAAGGGACCAAAUGCUGUUCCUGGGGCAUUGGAUUACAUGUCUUUCUCCACCGCAUUGUAUGGAGAGUCAGAUUUGUAAGUUAGCCUUAAACAAAUCUCCAAUGGUUAUAUCUUUCUCCACCAUGCAGUGCCGGCUACAGCCAUGUUCAGUGCCAUACUCUGACCCAUCUAUACCUUUGGUCAAAAUUUCCUUUACUGACUGACCAUUGUAUCUUAAAAUUAUGAAACUAUGAUUUAAAAGGUAUAGUAGAAAAUGGGCAUUUUGACAAACUAAUUACAAGGGACAAACAGUUGUCAAAUUUAGGAAAGUCUUAUAGAUCUUUAAGAAUUCUAUUUAUUUUUAUGUCCUACAAAUUUUAUACUUUUAUCCUUGAAGGUAUAUGAACUCGGACUGCAUUCAAUUGCAUUUUCUUAACAAUGACAUUAUGCAUUAGAUCGUGCAUACAAGUCUGAAACAACAGUAACUGCUCAUUUUCUCUGUGCAUAAUCAAAAACUUGCCCACAUAUACAUACAGGAAUUUAACAGUAUUGUGAGGCUAAUUUAUGCAGGCAAUAUUUCAAUCAUACCUAUGGAGACAUUAUUUAAUGUUUCCUGUUCUUAAAAUUUUUUAUCUGUAUAUUUUUUUGGUGAUUUUAUCACAUGGCCUCAAUAGGUACUUUUUUAACAAACUUGUAAUUAUUUUCCUGUAGGAAAGAAUGAAUUGUGUCCAUAUUUGUAUAGUUCCUUGUAUUCAAGUAUUUUAAAUAUCCUAAAUGUCAUACCUAUUUGUUAGGGUCUUAUCAUGCUUUUCAAAAGUUUUUAACAUUUGAAUCUCAGUAAAUGAUCAGUGAAUCCUUCCCUGUUUAUCAAAUAAUUACUUUUUUCUAUCGAGUGUCCCUUUUCCCUGUAUGUGGGACAUACCAGUCAGUGUAGACCACCUGGCUUUGUACAAUUUUUCUUUCAGAAUAUUUAUCAAUUGUAGUUUAUUUUACCAUGAUCAUCUGACAAGUGACAAGUGUCUAUACCUAGUUCGUACUCUGUUUUUUUAAUUUAUUGAAAUCUGUUCAGUUUUCUGUUAAUCUCAAUUCCUUUCUUGCCAACUGCAAUCAAUUCAGUGUGAAGUACAAAAGGGAACUUCCUCUGCUUGCAGGACAAGCAAUUUUGUAACUUCAUCAGGCCAAAUUAUGAAUUGAUAGCCUUUAAAUUAUUAUUGUGAACUCAGCUCAAUUCAUAACUUCUUAGUUUGAAGAUUUUAUUUGUUUGUAUUGACAGCAAAAGGGACAAGGAAAUUACAACUUGUACUUAGCAUUUUCUUAAUGUUGACAAAUGAAGAAAGUAUUCAUGAGAAAGUGUGGGUUGAUUGGACUUUUUUUUUCUUUUCCAUUGUAUGUAGUUUCAUUUUAUCUGUCUAGUCAUUCAUUUUUAAUUAAUUUUGUUUUGGCUGUUGUGUACAAUGCUUAAAAAUAAAAAAAAUAGAAAAACAGAAA
This is a messenger RNA of Frankliniella occidentalis (western flower thrips), 4242 nucleotides long. RefSeq names its product alpha-actinin, sarcomeric (gene Actn). The transcript has 15 exons. The record is from RefSeq and is a predicted model, not a curated record. Gene Ontology annotation, cellular component: cell projection; cortical actin cytoskeleton; Z disc. Bases 161 to 2854 code for a protein of 897 amino acids. Lineage: Eukaryota; Metazoa; Arthropoda; Insecta; Thysanoptera; Thripidae. Gene Ontology annotation, biological process: actin cytoskeleton organization; muscle cell development. Gene Ontology annotation, molecular function: actin filament binding; calcium ion binding.